Molecule: messenger RNA, 1628 nt
Organism: Aspergillus novofumigatus IBT 16806
Lineage: Eukaryota; Fungi; Ascomycota; Eurotiomycetes; Eurotiales; Aspergillaceae
Product: class I SAM-dependent methyltransferase
Exons: 6
Coding region: 145-1584 (479 amino acids)
Biological process (GO): mitochondrial respiratory chain complex I assembly
Cellular component (GO): mitochondrion
Molecular function (GO): protein-arginine omega-N symmetric methyltransferase activity
Source: RefSeq, a predicted model, not a curated record
CUGGAGCAGUCUAUCUCGCAAGCCACGUCCUUCUUAAACAUAUCUGAUCAUCAUCGAACCUCCCCCGAUGCGUACGGAUCAUUAACCUUAUCAGAUUGAAAGGCCGCCCCAACUGUACGUGCUUGAGAAGGCCGCACCCAAAAGAUGAAUAGUGCGACGAAGCGUGCUUUGACCCGACAUGUUCGAACAUAUCAGUGUCGAAACCUACGGAUAGGGUCGCACCGAUGCUCCUCGACAUUUGAUCAAAGGCAGUGGUCUACACCACUCGCGAAAACACUAGCGAAUGCGAUCAAGGUCACAGGGCCGAUCCCCAUCGCGGCCUUCAUGCGCCAAGUUCUCACUUCUCCAGAGGGAGGCUAUUACACAACUCGGCCUGAGGGCGGCGGCGAAGUCUUCGGAAAGAAGGGCGAUUUCGUAACCUCGCCUGAAAUCUCACAAGUCUUCGGGGAGUUGGUGGGUAUAUGGACUAUUACAGAAUGGAUGGCCCAAGGGCGGAAACGCAGUGGUGUACAACUCAUAGAGGUUGGACCGGGGAAGGGCACACUAAUGGACGACAUGUUACGCACGUUCAGGAACUUCAAGAGCUUUGCGUCGAGUGUCGAAGCUAUCUAUCUGGUUGAAGCUAGCCCGACGUUAAGAGAGGUCCAGAAACAGCGACUUUGCGGUGACGAGGCUAUGGAGGAGACGGACAUUGGUCACAAGAGCACCAGCAAGUAUUUCAAUGUCCCGGUGAUCUGGGUAGAGGACAUUCGAUUACUGCCUCAUGAGGAAGACAAAACGCCAUUCAUAUUUGCCCACGAAUUCUUCGAUGCACUUCCAAUCCACGCUUUCGAGUCCAUCCCCCAGCGCCUGAGAAUCACUGCACCAACCCAUGAAACCCGCCAAUACCCCCAGUGGCGCGAGAUCAUGGUUACAUUGAAUCCCAAAGCAGUCGAAGAGAAUAUCGAAGGCGAGCCCGAAUUCAAGCUGACACUAGCCAAGGCAUCGACUCCGUCUUCUCUCGUGAUCCCGGAGAUCUCAGAGCGCUACCGGAAGCUCAAGUCUACACCAGGUUCUACGAUUGAAGUCAGUCCAGAAAGCCGCAUAUAUGCAUCCGACUUUGCUCGUCGCAUUGGCGGUUCGUCGCAACCGCCUCGAACUGUGGGCUCGCGGAAUGCACCCGCCGCGCUGCCGAAGAAGGUACCAUCUGGAGCAGCGCUGAUCAUGGAUUACGGAACGAUGUCGACCAUCCCUAUUAAUUCGCUCCGCGGGAUCCAGCAUCAUCGGAAUGUGCCGGCGCUUUCGUCGCCGGGCCAGGUCGACGUGAGUGUUGAUGUUGAUUUCAUGGCUCUUGCGGAGGCGGCAAUUGAAGCUAGUGAGGGUGUUGAGGUUCACGGACCGAUAGAGCAGGGAGAUUUCCUGCAGGUCAUGGGCAUUGCGGAGCGGAUGCAGCAGCUGCUCAAUGGAGUCAAGGAUGAAGAGAAGCGCAAGACUCUCGAAACGGGGCGGGGCGGCAUGGGAAAGCUCUACAAGUUCAUGGCCAUCAUUCCGGAGAAUGGUGGGAGAAGGAGACCUGUUGGAUUCGGCGGGACUGUUCAGAUGUAAUAUUGUAGUAAUACCUGCGAUUCUUUCUGCGUACUUAUUAAGAC